Colletotrichum lupini is the source of this 3069-nucleotide messenger RNA. RefSeq lists its product as uncharacterized. The coding region runs from base 1 to 3069 and encodes 1022 amino acids. The transcript has 19 exons. The record is from RefSeq and is a predicted model, not a curated record. NCBI's taxonomy places the organism in Eukaryota, Fungi, Ascomycota, Sordariomycetes, Glomerellales, Glomerellaceae.
AUGCGAUGCCGUGCCAUACUUUUUCGUUAUUUUGCCCAUACGGGCCCCCAUGCCAAACGGUUCCAUGCUCCAUACUAUGGCCGGCCAGACCAGACGGGACGCGAAUUCGACCUAACGAAACCAAAGCAGAACCGGAACCAGGGGGGAAAGGACGGGGCAUAUGAUCUGGUACUAUGUAUGCAGUGCCAUGUCUCGCAAAUUGGCUUGACUCUGGCUGCGAGUGGUGGUGACUUUGCCAGCAAAUCACGGCUCUCGGAGUGCCACGACAACAGAACAUUUGAACCCUUCAACUAUUCUUCUUCCCACCCCGCCAGGCUUGCCGCUUUGCAGGGGCCUGUCGAGCCUGUUGAGAAAAAGGUAAAACCAGAACGGGAGAUUUGGCCGUGUGGCCUUCUGGGGACCAAGGUGAUAUCUGGUAUUCCCGUCUCCGUGCCCCGUCCCACGGUCCUGCUGCUACCAAUCCCGAACUGGGAACUAGAGGAGAUCAAUGCAGGCACCGAUGUCUGCCGCGGCGUUGGUGUCGCAAGGGAACUGGGAACUGGGGCGACAGAAAAUCCAAACUUGGCCUCAGCUUCUAGACAGGGACCAUCGGGAACCAAGAAUGGACCUGGACUGGACGAUUCAUGUUCUCUCAGUUUCGCAUUCUCUUCGGGCAAUAAUGCCAACGGCCGUCGUGCCCCCUUUUAUCCCAUCAAGAGACACCAGACGGGAGAGAAGCAAAAACGAACCCGCACCGGCGCCAACACCAAACGGUUCGACGCCAUUCCCAGUUGCGCCAAAAGGUCCGGCCGGCUGGAGCGGGCUCUCUACCCCGAGAUCUGCAAGCAGUUGAUUAAAAGAGCGCAACCAGCAGGGGACGGCGGCGACGGCGGCGGCGGCUCGCUGCCCACCUGCGGCCCGAUCCUGUCUUGGCUUUGUCCUUUAAAAUCCAGCUUUGGUCCCUUUGCUUUUUCAUUUUCCCCUUGUUGGACCGAGGCGAGGACCAUCCUCCCGUCCACCAAGCGUCUGCUUCACGCCCCGAAAGAGAGAAUCGACAAAGAAGAAAAGAUGGUCCAGCCACACCGAGCUGGCCGGCGACACUCGACGGGAAGCAUUGACAGGGAGUCCGCCUCGUCGGACUGGAGACAAGACUGGACUGGGAACCCAAGUCGACACUUGCGCGGCUUUUGGUUGCUCGCUUGCUCUAUCGCCCGACUGUGGUUGAUGUGGUCGACACACGGCACGUCUAACCGGAAUGUCGGACAUGAGCCUGGACCUUGUUCCAGUCUCGCGGAGGAAUGCCCAGAGAAGGCAUCGUCUGUUGAAGAUGACGCCGUGAGACUCAAGAAAAGGGUCGUAGUGAUAUUCAGGCCGGAUAUCAAUGACACCACAACGAAAAGGACGGAAGAAUUUGACUUUGGCUCUAGGGCACGGACUCGGAGGAAUUCUCUUUCUCACAUUUCCAUCCGCCUGGCUUUUCCCCAUUUCAAGAUCUGCAUGGUAGUUGGUCUCCCUUUUCGGUGCUCGCUCGGCAAGUUGAGGUCUGAAGGUCUACAGACCGGACAACAUCUUCUCUCUUCGCUUCGUCUUCUCGACCAGCCGGUCUCUAGAUGCAUCACCUCACUUUGCCUGCAUUCUAUUGGAACCGGCGAGCAGCAACAACACCACGCCAUCACACAUAUUUCCUCCAACCCUGCAUGGUCAGUUAUCAGAAAACCCAACAUCCAGAGGCCGCCGACGAUGCUGCCACUGACGUUUGACGUUCACUUCUGCACCGGGCCCCCGAUGGAGACUGAAAACCUCCACUGCAAGUCUGGUCUCGUCUGCGGUUGCGCGGGUGCGGUACAGUCGGUACGGUACUACGACCGCAUGCCGCACUGCAUUGCAGACCUACUCACACCACAUACCUACACUACCACACACGCUUCAGAGACUCAUAGUGGACAAGUAGUUGUCGGUUCACCGUCCCGCCCAGCCGUUUUUUCAUUCGUCUGUCGCUCGACUUGGAGCAUGUCUUGGGCCUUUAUGUCUCUUGUAGCUUGCCAGCCGCAUCCUUCACCGCCUCAUUUAUCGAAUCUGCGGAAUUGGCCGCUUAUUCAUGGCGGCGAUGAGGCGUUUCCUUCCCGCCAGCAGACGCGAGAGCGAAGUUUACUGGUGGUCAAGCCACGCUGCCGACGGGAUGACGAUGCUCGCCUUGCCAAUCUCAACCCAUCGGGCCAUCGAAUCAUAUUCCUGGGAUUUGAUCCCCGGUUACACAAAGUUGAAGCUCCAGAGUUCACGCCAAGCCUCAUGUCACCCUGCCGCAGAUUAGAGAACGAAACAAAUCCCGUCCUCAAAGGCAUCCCGCUCUCCUCACGGCCACCUCAAAAGCCACAAUAUCCCAAAACUUCCAAAAUUCAAGGUCCUCCGGAUACCUGGAAUCAGAAUUCCGUAUUGGUUUUAGACUUUCCAGCUAACCACAUAUCGCACGUCAUGUCCGCCCAGAGACACCACCCCCAGUGCGACCCCCUCGAAGAACAAACUCCACAGGUUCGUCUCCCUCCGCUCGGGUCGUCCCCGUCCCGAAGGGAGCCCCGAAGGGAGGGCGAGUUCGACCCAGUCUACUCCAGUCCAUCCUGUCGUGGACUCAGUCUCAAUUUCAUCCGACGACCGGACAUAAGCACGAUUACCAACCCUCUUUCGACCCCGGGGAGCCCACGGCAGUGUGGUAGUCUCGACGGCACAAUGGCACCAAACACGGCGCGCCUCACAAUCUUUGUCUUCGGCCUCUCCUCCUUUGCAGCGGGAGUCCACUCCCUCCUCCGUCCCCACGACUCCCUCAAGGCGCUAGACCUCCCCGCCGCCGCUCUCCCCGCAGCCAACGGCAACGCUCUGGCCGCCAUUGCAAUGGGCAUCUACUACACCCUGGCAGCCGCCCAAGACAACCGCGCCUUCUUCCUCGCCACCAUCCCAAUGCGCUUGACGUCCGCCUUCGUGUUCUGGCGACAGGACUGGGGUAUCGUUUCCGGUUGGGAGGGUGGGAGCGCGGCAUUGACGCUGCUUGCCUUGGCUUGGGAUGCUCGGCAACGAACCAAGACUCAUGAGGCUUGA